This is a messenger RNA of Fusarium oxysporum Fo47, 732 nucleotides long. RefSeq lists its product as uncharacterized. Bases 1 to 732 code for a protein of 243 amino acids. The transcript has 7 exons. Lineage: Eukaryota; Fungi; Ascomycota; Sordariomycetes; Hypocreales; Nectriaceae. The record is from RefSeq and is a predicted model, not a curated record.
AUGAAAGAGUCGAGGAUUAGCUUCACCCAUUUAUUAGUAACUUGGGAAAAUACCAGAUUGCAUUACUUGCAAGGGGUUUUAAUUAGGGAGCCAGGGUUAAGAAGUGCAAGGGGGUCCCUUAGCCUAGGGGAGGUCAAGCCCGGCCAGCUCGUAGAGCGGCUAGCGAGUGAGCUGAAAGAGACAACUGGGGGAGAAUUCGCGUUGUUCGCGGAAAUAAUAUUUCGGGAUCUGCUUGCAUUUGCGGUGCAGCGGGAGCUAGAUACGGUACAAGGGACUGGCACAGGAGAUGUCUUCGCGGCCCUCCAGGGUGUGACAGGGCUGAGGAGUAAUGCAUCGGCGUCAGGUCGAAUAACAGAGGAGCUAGGGAUGAAAGGGAGGGCAAAGCGGCUUGCGGAGGCCCCGACCAAAGGCAAAAAGAGUCAAAAGGGCGCCCCCAAACCCUGGACAAGGCCGCAAGCCUCUUACAUGGCCCAAUACGACGCGAUACUGCGAAUGUUUGGCGGCGACACAGCCGGAGCCGAGGCUGCAAUGCAGGCUGAGCUCGCUAAAGAGGCGCUCAGCUCGACACCAGCACGGGAGCCGGGCAGUUGGCAAACUUGUCGGGUCGAAGAUGCAGCGAGGGCUGCUAUCGACCUCGUGCAGGGGGACCUUGAGGCGACAUACAGUUGGAUAUAUAAUACUUUCCUUAUAUCUGAGAAACCAUGGCCUUCUCUCAACCUAAAAUUUCUAUAG